UAUUUUACUGCUGGUGUGUAUCUGUUCAGAAGCUGGCAGCUUAAACACACAAGUAAUGGGCGGAAAUUUUGGUAAUGCAAAUAUCAUGCAAAUUUGAGCAGAUCUGUAGUUGGCUGUUGCUUCUACGUGCAGUGCUUGGAGAGGAGCCGCGUGCGUGGCUACGCGCCGCGUUGCUGUAAGAGAUGCCCGUCGGCCGCCUGCGAGCCUGAGCCCUGCCCCGCUUUCCCGGCGCGCGUCCCCGAAUCGCAGCAAACGAGAGCAGCUUACGGAUUCCCCGGCGCCAGCAAGCGCGGCUGGAGAAAGCCGAGUUAUUUGGGCUUUUCCUGGGGCUCGUGGCGCCGUGUCACCUGCGGCGUGACCACUCCCCCGGCCUCGCAGCGCUGCCUCCCACCGCGCCUCCGGAGCGGAGCCCGCAGGCGCCCGAGCGGCCGGACCGGAACGCUUUUCCUGGGAUGCUAAGCAAAUAAAAGCAGAAACCGAGCGGCGCGGCUCAUCUGCUUGCCUUUCCACUGCGCAGCCCCGGCCGCAGCCAUGCAGGCGGAAGCAGACUGCUGGAGCCCCCGAGCACAGAAGCUGGCUGAAGCAAGGCUCGCAGCAAAGCGAGCGGCUCGGGCGGAGGCACGGGAGAUCCGAAUGAAAGAACUGGAGAGACAGCAGAAAGAGAUCUAUCAAGUUCAGAAGAAAUAUUAUGGUCUGGAUACUAAAUGGGGCGACAUCGAGCAAUGGAUGGAAGACAGUGAGCGUUAUUCCCGUAGAGCCCGAAGAAAUGCCUCGGCUUCGGAUGAAGAUGAGCGCAUGUCUGUGGGUAGCCGUGGAAGCCUGAGGUCUCACCUGGAAUACGCCAGCGCCUAUCCAGUGGCUGGAUUAGAGAAUGAGAGGACCAAAAGGAAGAGCUACUCCAAAGCAACCAAUGGUUACGAGGAAGACGUGUAUGGAUCAUCCCAGAGUAGAAAAUCUAGCAGGGCUUCGUAUUACUCUGAUCUUGGUCUGCACAACAGUGGCUAUGCUUCCACGUCUCAACCUUCUUCCCAAAAUGGAAAUUGGCCCUCCUUGCUGUACAGCGAUGCCCUGCCAGCCAGAAGUUACAGGGCAUCCGGGUAUGACGAGAGCGUUUACAGUGGGAGUCGUCGGUGUAGUGCCUCUAGUUCUCGUGCCCCUUCAGAGUACAGCUGCUACCUCGGCUCAGGAUCCCGGGCGUCUUCAAGAGCCAGCUCUGCUCGGGCCAGUCCAGUGAUUGAGGAAAGGCCAGAAAAAGACUUUGAGAAGGGAGUUCGUACUGCCUCGAGUUUAUCAGCAGCUACCCUAGCUUCACUAGGUGGGACUUCUUCGCGGAGAGGCAGUGGGGACACCUCCAUCUCAGCUGAUACAGAGGCAUCAAUUAGAGAAAUAAAGGAUAUCUAUGAGUUAAAGGACCAGAUUCAGGAUGUAGAAGGCAAAUACAUGCAGGGCCUGAAAGAAUUGAAGGACUCGCUGGCAGAAGUUGAAGAGAAAUAUAAAAAGGCCAUGGUGUCAAACGCGCAGCUAGACAACGAGAAAACUAACUUCAUGUACCAAGUAGACACCCUGAAGGAUGCGCUGCUAGAGCUGGAAGAGCAGCUGGCGGAAUCCAGGAGGCAGUAUGAAGAAAAAAGCAAAGAAUUUGAGAGGGAAAAGCACGCUCAUAGCAUAUUGCAGUUUCAGUUCAAGGAAAUGAAAGAAGCUUUGAAGCAAAGAGAGGAAAUGCUUGCAGAAAUCCAACAGCUGCAACAGAAACAGCAGAGCUAUGUCAGGGAAAUUUCUGAUCUUCAGGAGACAAUAGAGUGGAAAGACAAAAAAAUAGGGGCUUUAGAGAGGCAGAAAGAUUUCUUUGAUUCCAUAAGGAGUGAGCGGGAUGACCUUAGAGAUGAAGUGGUUGUGCUGAAGGAGCAACUGAAGAAACAUGGAAUAAUCCCAGACUCUGAAGUAGCCACCAAUGGGGAGACAUCAGAUAUCCUUGAUAAUGAAGGACACUUGGAUUCUUCCAAAACUGUUCAAGGCACAGCUCGGGCACUGAAGACAACAGGGGAUGGGACAUUAGGCAAAGCCAAUGAAGUGGACAUGAAAAAUGAGAUUUUGGAGGAUGUGGGGAAAAGAGAAAUCUUGCAGAAUACUGUGCAGGAGGAACACAAAGAGGAGUCUGAGGAGCAGGAAAGAAAGACAUUGCAUGCUGAUGAAAAUGCAAAGGCAGAAAAAAACAUUGAAGAAAAUGAUGCCAUGCCAACAGUGAUGUUAACAAAUGGUAGGCUUACAGAACAAAUUCAAAGCGAUCCAGAACAUGUAUCAGGGAAUGUUUCUUCAAAUAAUGACAGUGAUGCAGAUGAUCUGGGAAGGGAAACAGAAUCAACAGGUAUUAGCAUAGAAUACCAACAGCCUGUUAGUAAGGAAGCUGAACACAGUGACUUAAAUCAAAGGAUAAAUCAGAAUUCAGAUGUGGGCUUGCUGCAAGGUCAGGUUUUUGAGACUCCUCAGGAAAUGCCUAGUGACUUAGGUACAGACCAUAAAUUAGAAAAAGCUGCAGCAGAACAGAAAGGAGAGGAUUUGAAAGCUAGCGAUGUGGUGGGUGGUAGUGAAAUGUAUCAGAAAGUUGACACCAGGAGUAGCAGCAGUGAGCUGGUUUCUGAUCAGUCAGGGCCUCCAGAGGUUGCAGUAGCAGGCUCGUUUAGCGAAGAGCCAAGUACGGAGAGUCACACUGAGAGACUCCAGCACUCAGAAGAAAGCACUGAAGAGAAAGUUGUGAAUGUCUUGGAGAGAGAGCUGGUUGGAGGCGAAGAGUGUACGGAUAGGAGAAUCGAUGAAAGAGGAAGUGGUGGAGCUGAAGAAGAAAAUGAGAUUGGGAGCGCAGUUCAGGAUCAGACAAGGAAAACAGACUCUGCAGAUAUGGAGGGGAAGGAGUCACGUGAAAGUGGUGCCCCAGCAGCUGUGAGCGAAAAGGAAGAUGGAGUUGCUCAGACACAAAUUCAACCAAUUUCUUCAGAGGCUGGUCACACAGUAUCAUUAGAGGAACAAAAAAUGCAAGAUAGAACAGAACGUGAAGAGGUUAUGACUGAGAAGGACAGACCGAAGGAAGUAUUGAUGGACAUAUUGGAAGCAUGUUCAGAUUCUGCAGGAAGAGGCAAGCGAGAGAAUGCAUCAGCAGAGUCUGUAGACUGUAUUGCUGAGGGAGAAGGAAGUGUACUGCAGCACGCGGAGCCAGGCAAGGACAUCAUGAAAGAAACGGUAAGUCAGGAAAGCAGGUCAGACCCGGGUCUUUCAGACUGCAACGUUCAGGAAGCAGAAGUGGAAAUACAGGAUGAGUCUAGGAAAAGAAAGGAAAGUAAAACUGAAUGGGUAGAAGAUUUAAAACCAAACAUAGAAAUUCAAACAACUCAGUGUAGUCAAGAAACAUCUGAUACAGUGGGAGAGAAAAAUAUUUCUAUAGAAGCUGAAGUUCAGAAAGGAGUUAAACAAGAGGACGCUGAAUCUAGACAGGAGUCAACUGAAGGUCUUAGUGUUACUGCAGAGAACGAAGUUGAUGAAGAAGCAUUGAAAGAAACGGAGAAACAGCUGGAGCUUACAGACCACCAUUGCGAUGGAUUUGCUUCUGAGGCAGAUGCAGAUAAUUCUUUGCAGGAAACUACAAAACCAUCAGAGCACUUUGUUCAAGGCAACACAGAAUCCAAAGAACAAAACCCAGAGCUAGAAAAUGUAUGUGAGUGUACAAAGAAAGACAAAGAUAAAAAUCAGAAGGUUCAAGGGAUUGAAGAGGAUAAAAAUCAAGGAAUAGAAGAGCAAGGUGAGGCAAAGGAAGCUUUAGCAGAGGAAAAGGUGGACUCUCUUGCACAGAAAGCUGAGCUGGGUGCAAAUGUUAGUGAACAAGUUAAAUUGGAGAGUCAAGCAGAGGAGGGUGUGAAAAAUGAUGGCGAUGCGUUUGACUUUGAGGAACCAAAACAGAUACUGGAAACUGAUGAAAAAUGUGAUGGAGAGAGAGCUGAUAUCCAGAAAGGAGAAGCACACGGUGUGAUCGGGGAAGUUGCCCCAAAUGAAGAAACUGGGGAAGGCAGAGGCAAUGUAGAAACUGAAGAUGACAGCCUACAGCAUGAAAAAGAGAGUGAGAUGGAAGAAACAAGGUAUUUGCAAGGGAAAACAUCUUCACAGAAAACUGAGGAGAAGGCUGAUGCACUGGAAGACAGGAGCAAAGCAUCAGACUCUAACAAUCUGAAAAAAAUGCCAGAUGAAAAUGUUUUGGAAGAGGAUUUGGAAAGCACUGGCAAUAACAGAGAGGAAAGCAAAGAGGAUUUGCAAAGUGGUAGGAGGGGUAAGGGUAAGUCUAAAGAAGACUGCACAAUAUCGUGAGUUGAGAAUCUCAGGCUAAGUUAGCUCUGUGCCAUUUGUUCGGUUGCGGGACAGAAGCAUGCACUUUGCACAAGAAAUCAGCCUUUAGGAAUAGUUCACAUAAUAAAUGUCAGGUUCCAUAAGUGGUAAUGAUGCAUGUUUUAAGUUAUUUACUGCCAUACCUAGCCACCAGAAAAUCACACAUGUAGGCUUGGGUUUGCUCUCUUAGAUGAAAAGCUUUAUCAACAAGAGAGCAAGCUUCACAAAUGAAUUAUUCACACUGUCUUGCAAUUAAAGUACUCUUGGUGUGGAUAACUUCUACUGAAAAACUUUUAUAUGAAACUCUUACUUUCUGACCUAGAAUAAAGAUAGAUGUCUUGAAUGUACUUAUGUACAUUAGAUCUACAGUAAGUACAGUAAUACUUCAUCAAGGAACUCGGAACUGUUGUAACACUGUGAUCUAAUGUGGAAACUUGUUUGUGAUUGAUUAAAGCUUAGGAACCAAAUUUUUUACUAUGCAAAAAGAUAAUCUCAUUCCAUUUUGUGUUAUAUUUCUGAUACAAACGUGUUCCAAAAUGCAGUAUACCAGAUGAGCUGCCAAAACAUAGUUAGGUCACUGUUAGGAAUCUUGCUUAGUCUGCACACUUUGAAGGAACAGUAUACAAUUUGGAGAAAUUGUAACAUACAGGUCUUAGUCUGCUGAAAGGAAUAAAUAUAUAUGUUUACUUAAUUUAGGCACUUUGCACCGCAGUAAGCCUUUAACACCAUGUCUCACAUGGUGGGCUGCUUUUAUUUUUUCUUUUUUUUUUUUUCUUUUUUUCCCCUUUAAGUGUCAAUACGCACUGUGAUGUGUGCUUAGGUUUGCUAUCAAGUACUGUCUAGCUAUGAACAUAUAAAAUAUCUGUUUUUUCUGGAAGAUUUUAUUUUAUUUCUGUACUGCAUUAUAUUUUUUGCAAAACAUGAUUUUGAAAGAUUUUUUUUUUUAAUCUCUGAAAAACUAUUUCUUCUUCCUUUUUGGGAAAGAGGAGAAUUCUGAAUGUCUUAAUUUUUACUGAAUAUCAGACCAAAGAUGAUAAUUAUGUAUACUGGCCCUCAUGCCUUUUUGAAAAGCUGAAUUGUUUUGAAUUGCUGGCAUAAAUUAGACACUUCAACAGGUUGGUGUAUGUUGUCUUGCAUCUUUUAUACUGCUUUGGAGGAAGUGUGUGUUUUGCAUAAUUAAAAAUUCUUUUAAAGUUGUUUUAAGCAAUGAAUAUCUGAAGGGAAUGCAGACUGAAGAGCUGGGAGGAGGCUUUUAGCAAGAUGUAUUUCUGCUGAUGUUACAAAGUGGGAGUGCAAACAGACUGCAAAACAUGAAGAUGUAUACCAAACUGUACUGAGCUGUAUAUAAUUGAAAUAAACAUAUUUUAUACUUCAAAA
Molecule: messenger RNA, 5745 nt
Organism: Rhea pennata
Lineage: Eukaryota; Metazoa; Chordata; Aves; Rheiformes; Rheidae
Gene: LRRFIP1
Product: LRR binding FLII interacting protein 1
Exons: 22
Coding region: 532-4350 (1272 amino acids)
Biological process (GO): regulation of transcription by RNA polymerase II
Molecular function (GO): RNA polymerase II cis-regulatory region sequence-specific DNA binding; DNA-binding transcription factor activity, RNA polymerase II-specific
Source: RefSeq, a predicted model, not a curated record